AUGGCUGACGAGAAUUGCGUCUCCGGCAGCGAUGCUGGCCGUUCGUUCUAUGGCCCCCGGGCUCUAGGCAUGCAGAGUUGCUCUGGUAUUUCUGCCAUACUGACCUUUGAUGAGCUCUUCAUCAGCGGUGGUAAUGCCCACACCGCCAAGGAGGAUGCCCUCGCAAAGCUCGGCGGCCUGCCAGCAGACCUAUCCACAGUCGAUAAGGCCGACCUCACCUUCCUCGAUAGCGUCAACAAGACUGCCAACCAGGCCGAGAGGGGGCGCUUACGACGCCUGCAGGCCGAGCAGGCGCAGGGCAAGAACGUGACGGCUCAGCUCGAGGAGGAGACCAAGAAGCUCGAAAAGAGCGUCGCAGACGACGUGGCCAACGCCGGCGAGCCCGCCACUGCCCUAAAGUUUGACGCCUCCAUCGACAACCCAGCCGCAUCCGAGGUGCCCAAAUACGAUGCGGUGGCGGCCAAGGCGGGAGAUGUCAUCAGCUAG
Messenger RNA from Colletotrichum navitas, 486 nucleotides. RefSeq lists its product as uncharacterized. NCBI's taxonomy places the organism in Eukaryota, Fungi, Ascomycota, Sordariomycetes, Glomerellales, Glomerellaceae. The record is from RefSeq and is a predicted model, not a curated record. The transcript has 3 exons. The coding region runs from base 1 to 486 and encodes 161 amino acids.